CCCCCAAACCUUUUUACCACCCCCAAGCAUGGCUCGCUGCUAGUUCACGGUCUAAAAUUAAACUCCAGCAGGGCCAACUGCGCUUGCUGCCACUUGGCCGGCAGGUUUUCCAGUCAGAGGUCCUCAGCCAGGCGAGGCCCGCGGCUCCGCGGGAGGCUCAAACAAACGCAAUUAUCAGCCUCAGGUUGGGAUUAUACAAGCGGCGGAGCCAUUUCUCUGGAAUUGAGGCCCCGUGGGAAUCUCCAGGAUGGCGGCAAACUCGGACGCGUCCAAGCCGGUCAUCAUGAAUGAAGAGGAGCUGAAGAGGAAGCAGCGGGAGAAGCUGAAGAAGUUACAGGCCACGGGGGGCAACCCAAGACCUGCUAGAUCCCUCUUCCUCUUCACUCUUAAAAAUCCCUUCCGCAAGGCCUGCAUUAACAUUGUGGAGUGGAAAACCUUUGAGAUCAUCAUCUUAUUGACCAUCUUUGCAAACUGUGUCGCCCUGGCCGUGUUCCUGCCCAUGCCCGAAGAAGAUAGCAAUAACACCAAUACCAGCCUGGAAAGUCUGGAGUACGUUUUCUUGGUCAUCUUCACCUUGGAGUGCUUUCUGAAGAUCAUUGCUUAUGGUUUUGUGUUCCACGAGGGUGCAUAUUUACGCAACUGCUGGAACAUAUUGGAUUUUGUCAUCGUCUUCAUGGGGUUGGUCACCUUUGCCCUGGAUACCUUCAAUACGAUAGCAGGCGUUCCCAUGGAGAAAGGCGGCGGCUUCGACAUGAAGGCGCUGAGAGCCUUCAGGGUUCUGCGUCCCUUACGCCUCGUCUCCGGAGUUCCCAGCCUGCAGGUGGUGAUGAACUCCAUCCUGAAAGCCAUGCUCCCUCUGCUGCACAUUGCCCUGCUGGUCUUCUUGCUGGUCACCAUCUACGCCAUCAUGGGACUGGAGCUCUUCAAGUGCAAAAUGCACAAGACCUGCUACUACACGGGCACAAAUAUCUAUUCAACAGCAGAGGGGGAGAGGCCCGCCCCCUGCGCUCAGGCCGGGAACGGACGGCGCUGCUUGAUCAACGGCUCCGAGUGCCGGCCGGGCUGGGAAGGUCCCAACGACGGCAUCACCCACUUUGACAACAUCGGCUUCGCCAUGCUCACAGUCUACCAGUGCAUCACCAUGGAGGGAUGGACCAAAGUUCUCUACUGGAUCAACGACGCCAUCGGAAACGAAUGGCCUUGGGUCUACUUUGUUCCUCUCAUUCUUGUGGGCUCCUUCUUUGUGCUCAAUUUGGUUCUGGGCGUGCUGAGCGGAGAGUUCACCAAAGAGCGGGAGAAAGCCCGGUCCCGAGGAGAGUUCCAGAAGUUGCGGGAGCGUCAGCAGCUGGAUGAGGACCUGCACGGCUACAUGGAGUGGAUCACCCACGCUGAGGUCCUUGACGCUGACAGAGAGGGCCAAGGUCUCCUGCCUCUGACCAGCGGGGAUUCUGACACCGACAGCCUGUUUGACAUGGAGGGCAAGAGUCGUGUGGUCUACUACUAUCGCCUGGCUCGUCGCUGGAACCGCUUCUUCAGGAUGAAGUGUCUGGUUUAUGUGAAGACCAGAGCGUUUUACUGGCUGGUGAUGUUCCUGGUGCUCCUCAACACGCUGACCAUCGCCACGGAGCACCACCACCAGCCCGCCAUGCUCACAACGAUUCAAGACGUGGCGAGCCGCGUCCUCCUGGUGCUCUUUGUCAUCGAGAUGUUUGUGAAAAUGUACGCGCUGGGACCCCGGGCGUAUUUCAUGUCGCUGUUCAACCGUUUUGACUUCUUCGUGGUGAUUUGCGGCAUCCUGGAGAUGAUCAUGUUGUCGGUGGGAGAGGUCACCCCCCUGGGUUUCUCCGUACUCCGAUGUAUUCGGCUCCUCAGGAUCCUUAAAGUCACAAAGUACUGGACCUCUCUGAGUAACCUGGUGGCCUCCCUGCUCAACUCUGUCCGCUCCAUCGCUUCGCUGCUCCUCCUCCUCUUCCUCUUCAUCGUCAUCUUCUCGCUGCUCGGCAUGCAAGUGUUUGGGGGCAAGUUCAACUUUCCUGACAACAGGCCCAGACGAAGCAACUUUGAUAACUUCCCUCAAGCCCUCAUCAGCGUGUUCCAGAUCUUAACGGGGGAGGAGUGGACGGCCAUCAUGAACAACGGCAUCAUGGCCUACGGCGGCCCGGUUUUCCCCGGCAUUCUGGUUGCCAUCUACUUCAUCGUCCUCUUUGUCUGUGGAAACUAUAUUCUUCUCAACGUCUUCUUGGCCAUCGCGGUGGACAACCUCGCGGAGGCCGAGAGUCUGACCUCAGCUCAGAAGGAAAAGGCGGAGGAGAAGUUGAGGAGGAAGCUGCUGCGGUCCAAAAUGCCCGACAAGACAGAUGAGGAGAGGGAGAGGAUCUCCAAGAAACUGGCUGAGCAGAGAGCCAAGCUGGAGGGAAUGCCGACCACAGCCAAGCUCAAGAUUGACGAGUUUGAGUCCAAUGUCAAUGAAGUGAAAGAUCCUUUCCCGCCCGCCGACUUCCCAGGCGACGAUGAGGAGGAGGAACCCGAAAUCCCCAUCAGCCCUCGCCCGCGUCCCAUGGCCGACCUGCAGUUGAAGGAGGAAGCCGUGCCGCUGCCCGAAGCCAGCUCUUUUUUCAUCUUCGGCCCGCAAAACAAGUUCCGCAAACUGUGCUACAAGAUCAUCAACGCCUCGUCUUUUACAAAUCUGAUCCUGCUCUUCAUCCUGCUGUCCUCCAUCUCCCUGGCAGCCGAGGACCCCAUCGAUCCGAAUUCUUAUCGAAACCAGAUUUUGGCCUACGCCGACAUCGUCUUCACGACUGUGUUCACCAUUGAGAUUGUGCUGAAGGUAAGAGCGGAUGGAUGGAUGGAUGGAUGGAUGGAUGGAUGGAUGGAUGGAUGGAUGGAUGGAUGGAUGGAUGGAUGGAUGGAUAUUAAUUGCAACUUUUUUCCACGGCAGAUGACAGUUUAUGGCGCAUUCAUGCACGAGGGCUCGUUCUGUCGCAACUCCUUCAACAUCCUGGAUCUAAUUGUGGUCGGAGUCUCGCUGCUCUCGAUGGGCAUGGAAUCCAGCGCCAUCUCAGUGGUGAAGAUUCUCAGGGUGCUCAGGGUGCUGCGGCCUCUCAGGGCCAUCAAUCGAGCCAAAGGCCUCAAGCACGUGGUCCAGUGUGUAUUUGUGGCCAUCAAAACCAUCGGAAACAUCGUCCUGGUCACCAUGCUGCUAAAUUUCAUGUUUGCCUGCAUAGGAGUGCAACUUUUCAAGGGGAAAUUUUACAGCUGCACGGACGUGUCCAAAAUAACAGAGGAGGAGUGCCAGGGAUUCUACGUGAAGCACAUUGAGAACACUCUGCAGGACACGGUGGUGGCCAAACGGGAAUGGCUCAACAAUGACUUCAACUUUGACAACGUCCUGUACGGCAUGCUGGCGCUCUUUACCGUUUCCACCUUUGAGGGCUGGCCCAAACUCUUGUAUCGAGCCAUCGACUCGGACGAAGAAGACAUGGGCCCCGUCUUCAACAACCGGGUGGACGUGUCCAUCUUCUUCAUCAUCUACAUCAUCCUCAUCGCCUUCUUCAUGAUGAACAUCUUUGUGGGCUUCGUCAUCGUCACCUUCCAGGAGCAAGGCGAGCAGGAGUACAAGGAUUGCGAGCUGGACAAGAACCAGCGUCAGUGCGUGCAGUACGCCUUGAAGGCCCGACCGCUGAGGUGCUACAUCCCCAAAAACCCGUAUCAGUACCGGGUCUGGUACAUCGUGACCUCCUGCUACUUUGAGUACCUCAUGUUCUUCCUCAUUAUGCUCAACACUUUGUGCCUGGGGAUGCAGCACUGCAACCAGUCCGACCACGUGACCAAGCUGUCGGACAUUCUCAACUUGAUCUUCACGGUGCUCUUCACGGUGGAGAUGAUUCUCAAGCUCAUGGCCUUCAAAGCAAAGGGUUACUUCGGAGAUCCCUGGAACGUGUUUGACUUCAUCAUCGUCAUCGGCAGCGUGGUGGACGUCAUCCUGAGCGAAAUAGACAGCGCCCUGGCCGCCAGCGGAGGACUGUACUGUCUCCAAGGCUGCGCUGACACCAAUCCCAUGCAAGCAAUCGCGGCCUCGGAGAACGCUUCGGUUUCCAUCACGUUUUUCCGACUCUUCCGCGUCAUGCGGUUGGUGAAACUGCUGAACCGCUCUGAGGGCAUCCGUAACCUCCUGUGGACCUUCAUCAAGUCCUUCCAGGCUCUUCCUCACGUGGCUCUGCUCAUCGUCAUGCUCUUCUUCAUCUACGCCGUGAUCGGGAUGCAGAUUUUCGGAAAGAUCGCCUUAGUGGACGGCACGGAAAUCAACCGCAACAACAACUUCCAGACGUUCCCUCAGGCGGUUCUCAUGUUGUUCCGAUGCGCCACCGGAGAAGGUUGGGAGGAAGUCAUGAUGGCGUCCAUGUACGGGCAAAAGUGCGACCCCAAGUCUGACUUUCAGCCUGGAGAAGAGUUCACCUGCGGCUCCAACUUCGCCGUCUUCUACUUCCUCAGUUUCUACUGCCUCUGCGCCUUCCUGAUCCUCAACCUGUUUGUCGCUGUCAUCAUGGACAAUUUUGACUACCUGACACGUGAUUGGUCACUGCUGGGUCCACACCACCUGGAUGAGUUUAAGAAGAUUUGGGCGGAAUAUGACCCAGAGGCCACAGGCAGAAUCAAACAUCUGGAUGUGGUGACGCUGCUGAGACGCAUCCAGCCUCCGCUGGGCUUCGGCAAGUUCUGCCCUCAUCGUGCAGCCUGCAAGCGCUUGGUCGGCAUGAACAUGCCGCUCAACAGUGACGGCACGGUCACCUUCAACGCCACCCUCUUCUCUUUGGUCAGGACAGCCCUGAAGAUCAAAACAGAAGGAAACUUUGAGCAGGCCAACGAGGAGCUUCGAGCCAUCAUCAAGAACAUCUGGAAGCGAACGAGCAUGAAGUUGUUGGAUCAGGUCAUCCCUCCCAUAGGCGAUGAUGAGGUCACCGUGGGAAAAUUCUACGCCACUUUCCUACUCCAGGAUCAUUUACGAAAGUUCCUGAAACGCCAGGAGGAGUACUACGGAUACCGGCCAACCAAGAAGAACGCCUCCGGCCCCGAGAUCCAAGCCGGUCUCAGGGCUAUUGAGGAUGAAGUGGCUGCAGAAAUGCACCGAGCAAUUUCGGGAGACCUGCACAAUGAGGACGAAAUGAGAGCCAUGCAGGAAGCUGGGGAGGAACACAUUUACCAGCGUACACACGGCUUGUUUGGAAAUCGAGUAGAGCCGUUCGCCGCGGAGAACGUCAACGCUCCGCCGCCGCACAUGACCAACCGGAGGCCCCUCAAAUUCUUGGAAAACCAGCCCGAGUCAACACUCCCUUCCCCUGCCACCGAGCCCGUUACGAACUUUGCGCCGCCAACGGCUCCCAAAAGCAACAGCAACAACAACGCCUUUGCAGAAUUGGGACUGCAAAGACAAGGUAGUGCCGAAGAGCUUGACAGCCCCGCUGAGGAUGCAGGAGCAGACAAUCUGCACCCAUGGAACUUCACAGUGAGAACGGACCAAACGCAGUUCCCCUACGAACCCAGGCUCGCCGACAGUCCGACCUCGGCCUAUGACCAAGCCAAGCACGAGACAGUUGACGAGACGCACGCUACCAUCGAGGACCUCGAGGGUGCGGCCCGGGCUAUCCUCAAAAAGAAGCGGCGCGUCCCCGUGCCUCCGCCAAGUCAAACGGAGCGUCCCGACCCGGCCGUGAGGAAGAAGAAACGCCCCAUCGCCGCAACUCCCUCCGCUCAUGGUCCGCACGGAGCUGAGCCGCCUGAGGCCGACUCCAACGUUUAGAGGCGCGGCCACGCGUGUGCUUAUCACAUGACUUCUUUUUGGGGGCGGCUCCGUCCUGAAGGACGACUCGGCCUGGGCUUCAAGUCAAAUGUGCCCCGAAUGGCUCUCUGUCGUGUUCAAGUCUUGAUUUGUGGUGGCCAGCCCAAGUCUUCCUGUAAACAAUCAGCAAAGUUCUCAACAUUGGCAACAACCUUCAAAGUGGAGCAUUUGCCAGUUGUUCUCAAUUCAAAAUGGCUAAAGAGAUCAAGUGAAUUCAUUCAUUCAUUCCAGCCUCAACGUGUCACCAUCAUCUAACAUUAAAGUCCCUGCAAAGUGAAAACACGUUUGAAGAUUAUUGCUGCAAAUGUGCAGAGUGAAAACUCGAUGUAAAAGUUCAAAACAACCAACUUUUCUAAAUAUUAGCUCGUAUUCUGGUUCGGCGGCCACAUUUUGGUCAGUUUCCCCCCCAAAAUAUGGUGAAAAGUAAUGAUAGGAAGAUGAGGCUUCAAAUUUGCUUCAUGAACCAGUUGUAGUUUAUUUACUCCACUAGAUGGCACUGUCGGUUGACGUGAAUAAAGCAGUUUUAGAAAUGGCGAGUAUACUUUUAACCCCAAAGUUGAACAGAGAGGACUGAAAAAAUUAAAACUGCUUCAUGAAACAUAUUUGAAGCUUCAGUAGUGAAAAGAAAAAGUGACACAUUGCAAUGAUGAGUGACUGGUGUCCCUAAUAAAUUGCCAUGGCUGUGAGUUUGCUUGGACACCUCAGCAGAGUUUCUCCUUGUAAAGUGAGCCCCUCUUUAAAUAGUCCCAACGGGCAGAGUGUUUGUGGAACGGAAUGUCCGAGUCCUCAUUUUGAAAGUGUCUUGAAGCUGCAGUGCGAUUCAAAACAAAGAUUGAUUUGUCAAAUAAAGAAUGAGAGGAUUCGAAAGAA
Syngnathus acus (greater pipefish) is the source of this 6706-nucleotide messenger RNA. Its product is annotated as dihydropyridine-sensitive L-type skeletal muscle calcium channel subunit alpha-1-like. Gene Ontology annotation, molecular function: calcium ion binding; high voltage-gated calcium channel activity. The coding region runs from base 248 to 5797 and encodes 1849 amino acids. Gene Ontology annotation, biological process: calcium ion import across plasma membrane. Gene Ontology annotation, cellular component: membrane; voltage-gated calcium channel complex. The transcript is spliced from 44 exons. Lineage: Eukaryota; Metazoa; Chordata; Actinopteri; Syngnathiformes; Syngnathidae. The record is from RefSeq and is a predicted model, not a curated record.